Molecule: messenger RNA, 663 nt
Organism: Musa acuminata subsp. malaccensis (wild Malaysian banana)
Lineage: Eukaryota; Viridiplantae; Streptophyta; Magnoliopsida; Zingiberales; Musaceae
Source: RefSeq, a predicted model, not a curated record
GUGUAAAACCGGGAAAGCGAUAACGUAGCAAAACAACCGGGGGUGGAUAGGGCUUUUUACCGGUUCGAGAAAAGGACAUCGAAGGAUAGGAAGGCGAAAGAGAGGGGGGAGGGAAGAGCUACACUCUUAUUUCCUCUAAAUCUUGCUUUGUUUGUCCCCUCGAACCCUAAUCCUAGCAAGAGGAAGCAUCCUUGUGAGAUUCCUCAUCUUGAACGGUAGAAAGGAAAGGGGAUUUUUCUUGUACCAUAUAUAUUGGUAGAAGGGAUGGCGCCGGGUCAAGGAGGGCAGCAGCAGUUUCGGUACACGCAGACGCCGUCGAAGGUGCUGCACGUUCGAAACCUGCCGUGGGAGUGCACGGAGGAGGAGCUCGUUGCCCUCUGCGAGCCCUUUGGCAGGAUCGUCAACACCAUGUGCAACGUCGGCGCCAACAAGAACCAGGCCUUCGUCGAAUUCGUGGACCUUAACCAAGCAAUUUCAAUGGUAUCGUACUAUGCUUCUUCGUCUGAGCCAGCCCAAGUCCGUGGAAAAACUGUCUAUAUCCAGUAUUCUAACAGGCAAGAAAUUACAAAUAACAAGAGUAGUGGUGAUGUUCCUGGGAAUGUCUUGCUUGUCACUAUUGAAGGUGUUGAAGCUGGUGAUGUAAGCAUAGAUGUCAUUCAUUCG